Penicillium manginii is the source of this 1623-nucleotide messenger RNA. RefSeq names its product DNA helicase ZGRF1-like domain-containing protein. The transcript has 2 exons. Gene Ontology annotation, biological process: double-strand break repair. NCBI's taxonomy places the organism in Eukaryota, Fungi, Ascomycota, Eurotiomycetes, Eurotiales, Aspergillaceae. The coding region runs from base 1 to 1623 and encodes 540 amino acids. The record is from RefSeq and is a predicted model, not a curated record. Gene Ontology annotation, cellular component: site of double-strand break; nucleus.
AUGCCUGCCCCGUACUCGACGCCCCGUGGCUCAGCUCCAAUCUCCUCCCAAUCGCCCAUCACCGCCGACGUCGUCAAGUUUCGUUGUUUAUACACCCACGAUGUGCGCCGCAAGUCCAAACGAUGGCAGGAUGGCUACCUUCGCUACCAUGCCUUCAACAAACGAGUAAUGGUCUACGAUGAAUCUGGUAACUACAUCGGGGAUCAUCAUUGGCGUUCGACAGAUGAGGUUCAAGAUGGUGAUGAGUUGGAACUUGAUAAAGGUGUUUUGAUUGAAGUCGGCGAGCGCAUGGGCACAACUCAGCAGGAUCUUACCAACCUAUUCGAAAAGAGGAAAUCCAGCCAGACCUCUCCUCCCUCCAAUCACUCCCAAGCGCGUCCUACACCCACGUCCACGCCUGCGCCUUUACCUGUCUCUACCCCCUCCACCUCCACAAUCGCUCGAACCUCCGGUUCGCAGACGUUUCGCUCACUCAAUGACCUUCUUGGUAUCAAACGAACCCCAAUUGGAUAUCGUCCGUCUCCCUACGAGGAACGUAAUCCUCAACCACCAACGCCAAGCCUCCCCGAUCCCUCUGAACGAGCACCCAAACGGCCGAAAGUCUCAACAGGAACCACCUCGGUCCAAAGCAGGAAUGUACAGUCCGAGGUGGUGGACCUGACAGAGUCGGAACCGCAGCAACCUACGCGGCCACCGGUUCUUCCUGCACCUCGGGAGAAGACGGCACCCUUGAAGGAUGCGAGACCGAACCUAUCAAUGCCCGUCGAGGAACCACAGCCGAAAUCGCGAUCGAGACCUAAGGAAGCACCUCCAAUACCCAACCCCUCAAGACAAGAACCCGCAAGAAAUGAACACCCCAAACAAGAUCCUCCGACCUUUACGAGACCAUCCCUACAUCCGCCGACAGAAACGAUUGCUCGGCCGAAAUCGAUUCCUGUUCCACCAGUGGAACCGCCUGUCGAAUCUCGAGCGGCGCGCCCCAAACCGCUGAACUCCUACGAACCGCCACAUAAUGACGUCCCACGAAACCCACGAACUUCACGACCAACCCCCGACACAGAACACUCAGCCCAGCCAAUCAAAACCUUACGCAUGUCUACCGAGAAGCCGCGCCCAAAAUUGAUGUACAGUGCCCUAUUGCCUAGCGAUACGUCUCAAAAAUCUUCCCCAUCUUCAGCAAUGGGCCCUCCAGCGAAACGAAGCCAACAUACGCCAAAACCCAAGGAGUCGCAACCCGCUAGUGCCCCAUCUCAAGGCCCUGCGUCUACUAACAUGGAAUUUCUACCAUCGGUCUCAACUCAAUCUAUCCUUGAGGAGAUGGUAGUCAGUGCUGGAAUUGACAACAAUCAAAACCGAAAAUCUCAUGUAGCAUCAUUGAAAGGAAACCAAUCUGAACCCGCUCGGAACCUUACCAUCAAGAGGCCUCUUGACGCACCCUUCCGCAAAUCACUAUCCGACCCAACAGCAUUGAGUAGAUCCGGCCUUCAAGCUCGACCCACUCUUAUGCGAAAUGCACUCAGUCAGGUUCCCGAGCAGUUGGAGGAGAUUGAACAGGGGCCCUGGACGUCCGAGGCAUUGGAUCUCUUUGAUUUCUGGCCUCCAGGCCGACCAAAGCCAUGCUGA